UUUUUUUCGAUUAUGGGGCUAGUGAUUGUAUAAUUUGUAUUAUAUUCAUGCAAGAAUUUCAAUUAUUUUGCUUUAGAGCUUCUUUUACCUAUGAGACUCAUAAUGGGUUUCCGCAAUUAGGUUUAGAUCCUAUUUUUUUAAUCUAGGUUUGGACGAAUAGCAAUUUCAAGCUCGUCAAUUUUUGCGUUACUAAAUAGUAAUUGAAAAGUUGUUUGAUUUGCUGCAAAGGAAGAGAUGGGAGAUGUACUUACAGAGCUUCCGCCCUCUUCAAGGUUCUUUCAGGAAGAUUUGGACAACUUCGCAACUUCAUCACCACCACUUUCAUCUCCUUCCCUACUGUUAACUAACCCUAAACCUGAUAAGCCUCUACAUCCUUCUCUCCUCAUCAUUGCAUUAUCUUCCCCUUCUCUUUAUGUUUUCCACCAUAUAUCCUCAAAGACCCUAAUCGGCAGUCUCGUACUACCUGAGAUCCCUUUCUCAGCAAACUUGAUCGGGCCCUCUCUUGGUGAUACGUCUUGCAAUAUUUAUGCUCUCAAUGAUGCUGACAAUUUAACACUCGUUGUCUCAGUACAGUGCUCUGUCAAUGCUGAGAGAUCCAUUGCAGUUGCUAAGUUGCUUAUUGGUGAUCACAUAAUUCCUGAGAGGGUUCUAAUAAUGGAUUCAGUUCAGAACCAGAAUUUCCGGGGUAGGCUGGCACCAGACGAGAUAAAUAUUUUCAAGCUGGAGACAUCAGCAGAGAGGAAAGGACUGAGUCAUGAUGGUUGUGGAGGUUCAUUCUUACUGAAAGGUUUAGACUAUUUUCCUUCAGGGAGUGUACUGGAUGGCUUGGCAGCUGCUCUGUUGGCAAGAUGUCAGAUGAGAAAAAUAAGAGGAACUCUUUGUGUUUCAUGGCCUCGACAUGGUGUUUCUGUGGUGGCUAUGGUCAAAUCUCUGCUACAGAAGAACGUGUUGCAUGGCUUUGACUUGAGCUCAAUUGGAGAUUCCAUGGAUGAAUCUUCAAGGUUCAGUUCAAUUAAGAAUUAUCCUUUUGAUUCUGAUAUAUAUACAUGAUGCGCUCUAGGUUUAUAGUGCUUCUUUAGUUCCUAGCAAUACUUUACACUUACAAGAAUUUUGCAAAGCACGAGCAGUAAGAUUGUAUGAUUUCCUCCUUAUAUGCUCUCUUCUCUUACAUUGGUUUUUUAUCAUUCCAAUUUCAACAAUGACGGAAGAAAUUGUAUUUUUCAUCUUGCUCUGAAACUACAUGUUGGUUUUCUGCUGGA
Molecule: messenger RNA, 1259 nt
Organism: Populus euphratica (Euphrates poplar)
Lineage: Eukaryota; Viridiplantae; Streptophyta; Magnoliopsida; Malpighiales; Salicaceae
Exons: 2
Coding region: 235-1050 (271 amino acids)
Source: RefSeq, a predicted model, not a curated record